Mytilus trossulus (common blue mussel) is the source of this 3240-nucleotide messenger RNA. RefSeq lists its product as uncharacterized. Bases 121 to 1383 code for a protein of 420 amino acids. Lineage: Eukaryota; Metazoa; Mollusca; Bivalvia; Mytilida; Mytilidae. Gene Ontology annotation, biological process: peptidyl-serine phosphorylation; protein autophosphorylation; autophagosome assembly. Gene Ontology annotation, molecular function: ATP binding; protein serine/threonine kinase activity. The record is from RefSeq and is a predicted model, not a curated record. The transcript has 9 exons. Gene Ontology annotation, cellular component: phagophore assembly site; cytoplasm; autophagosome.
GGAAUUUCUAAAAUACAUGAAGACAAACCUUUGUAGACAGAAAGAACAUUAUUUUUAAAAGAGCGUAUCACCUCAAAGUGUUACAGAGUAUUUGCUAACAUAUUUCCAUCGGAGCUCACAAUGAACGAAGAAUACCAAGAGCACCAUGAAUCAAAUAAUGGUAAGGAUGACGCAAGUCGGAGCGCAGCUCAGGUUGUCAUUCGGCGUGGAACUGGGGAAACCAGGUGUUGUCUUGUUGAAGAAGGAACUGACCCUAGAGAAUCAAGGACACCAUUUUUCGAGAGUGUUAUACAUAUGAUUCAGAUGUUGGUUAAUUUGUUUGGAAGACGUGGUGAACUAGAGUUUGGGUUAUAUAAACAUGAUAAAGACACUGACAAUGGUUGUCUUCAGGUUGAUUGGAAGCCAUGGAUAGAGUUUGGGAAUAAAGAGAAGAUUUUCACUGCUAUCUUAGACAAAAAAGAUUCUUGUCUUAAAAAAUGCAUCCUUACACUUCCAGAAUGGAUAUCUUAUAUAUGGAAAGGAAAACUGAAUUUUCGACGCAAAUAUGAUGUCGCCUCGGGUGGAAUUGGAAAAGUUCAAUGUGACGAUAUAACUAAUGGCAUAUGCUCUUUGACUUUAGCUAGAAAAACGAUUCCGAAAAAGAAAUGGAGAAAUGAGGAAAUACAAGCCCUGAUGAGGUUGCAAACUAAAGGUUUUGUUCCCAUGGUGUAUGGAGUACUAGCGCACGAUGACAACUUAGCACUGUUAUUGGAAAUGAUAGAUGGUGUUGUGUUGAGCUCCUACAGAGGAAAUUUGUAUGAAAAAAUACAAUUGUUCCACUCUUUGGUUGCAAAAGUAUACCAGUUGCACAAAGAAGACAUAUUCCAUCAAGAUUUGAAAUUGUCAAAUGUUAUGCUACGAGAUCCCAAUGAUCCCUCAUCUGUCGUCAUAAUAGACUUCGGUUCAACAAUCAUGGAAAAAUCAGACAAAAAUCAUUUACGACCAAUUACUGCAAAUCUCUGUCCUCCAGUUCUGGAACAGAGGAUGCUAAACAGAUAUUUACCUUAUAAGUUUGAUGAGCAAGUAAAGGGUCUUCUUGUUGCUUGGGACAGCUGGCAGCUUGGUAUGAUACUUUUCAAUUUACUGACCAGAAAGAAACUAGACAUCAAUAUCAAAGUCACUCAGGACAAUCUGAACUCUACAAGAGAGAAAAUUAAACAAUAUAUUAAUCGCCAGUUGUUGGACAAAGUUGAUAAAAUACCACCGUACAUACUCCCAAUAUUGAUAGGUCUUCUUGACGUGGACUAUAGGAAGAGACUAACACCAGAAGUAGUACUAAAUGAAUUGAACAAGGAUGUUUCUUUGUCAGAGCGUUAUAUGAAUGGUGGCGCAGUGUCAAUUUAGACCGCAAUAUUGAAAAAAAUACAAUUGCAUGCAUUUUUUUUGUCAAAGAAGACAGAUUUAAAAACAAUAUCAAAUAUAUUUUUAUACAGAUAAAUGCUCUGUUAAAUGUAUCCAUUUAUGUACAUAGUAAUAUAUAAUUAUAAACCUACCGACGUUGUACCUAGAAAAAAUCCACUAUUUUCUUUUUUAAAACCUACCAUUCCCGACAAUAUAUUGAGUCAAGGUUUGCAUAAUAGUAUAUGUCCAAAUCUUUUUUAAUUAUCAGAAAUCGACUAGGUUAUUUGUCUUAAGGAACUUAUAAAUCACAUGGCAUUUUCAGAACACAGAAAAAAAAUUAAUUAAAAUUGCCUCUUUAACGUAUAUAAUUUUUCAAAAGAAUAGUGUAGAUUUAUUUAGUUUUCGUCUUUAAAACAAGAUAUGUAGGUGCAAUGCUUUUGUGUAAGUUAUUUUAAUGUAUAUUCUUUUCAGUCAUUUAGAUUUCAAAGUAAUAGAGUUCUGACUGCUGAAAAAGUUCAACCAAACUGUAAUGUACACAUCCAAGGGGGUUGAAGUCAUAACACUUUGCUCAGUGCUCGGAGCACAAAAAUCAUGCUCGAAACAUGAAAUCCAGUGUUUUAAUUGGUUGGUUCUUGAGUACAAAAAUCGUGCUCGAAAGUUUUAUGACCGCAAGGCCAGGUCAGGAAUCUUAAGAUUUGUUGCAUCUUACAUUUUUUCUAGAACGUUUAUGGUUUUGACAGAAAUUUUGUUGAUUAUCAUGAAGUUUUUUCUGACGAUUUACUUUAAACUCUCUAGAACGUUAAUCAACCUAAGUUAGGUUAAAGACAAGGUUUGGCUUUCGUAUUUGUCCUUUAUGUGAUGUAAAGAAAAGAUUUAAGUGUGACUGAAACGCUUUUAUGGAUUACCAAGAGAACUCAAACCUUAAUAUUUGAAAGCCAGGGAUGAAUUCGCCUUUUUAGAAUCUAGAGGACUAUGGUUAAUCUUAUUAUUCGUACACCAAAAUUCAAAUAACGUCACGUCAUUGGUUAAAUUUCUAUUGUUUAUGCUAGUAUAUAGUCUAUUUUCUUUAAAUGUUAACACAUUUAAUCAUACUAAACCUGACGUAUAAUAACCCUAGGCAGUUCUGUGACGCAUUUUUUAUAAUUCAUUCAUGCUUGUACAGCAAUAUGGGGUUUGAAUUCGAUACUCUCCUCAUAGUUGUAGCUGCUAGACCCGAAAAGACAUAAUCAUGAUAAUAGUAGGAUUUUCCCAUAACAAUCCUUAAAUUUACCUUAAGCUUAAACUAGAUAAACUUAUGAAAAUGUAUUACCGUAAACCAAAUUAUUUUUCGCGGAUACUUAAUUUCGCGUUUUGUACUUUCUAGUCCACUUUGCGGCUAAUUAUUUUUGCGAUUUUCUAAUUUAAUUGAUGUAAUUAAAUUAGAAAAGAUACAAGUCUUAAAUAUUCGCGACGAUUUAUUUUCGCGUUAUUUAUCUUUACGCGAAAAUCGCGAGAAAAAAAAUCGCUCGCGAAAAUUAGUUGGUAUACAGUAUUCAAGCUUUGAAUUCGACGUUUGUUAACACAGUUAUUUCUGCUAGAUCACAGGUAUUGACAAGUUAACCAGUUAUGUUAGUUUUGGUUGUUGACCCAAUCUUGUCAAUAUGACGGAACUAAACACAACUAUCCUGUAUGUGAAAGUCUUUUCUAGCAUUCAAUCAGGUGAAACCCUACUUAGUUUCUUCGAAAAAAAAUCAUGUAAAUAAGGAAUAUGACAUUUGUUUUUCUUUUAUUAUGUAGAUUGACGUGUUCGACAAUAUGAUUCUGACACGUUUGCUGGACGUAUUUUUUAAAUACUUCUUUGAAAAUUAGUUGUUUGGAGAA